GCUGUAGCCAAUCGCGUUUGGAGAAGUGUUUGCACCCGCCUCCGUGGUGCGCUCUCAUUGGCUGUUUAUAACGCGAACGAGGAAACGCGAGCCAAUAGAAACGCGAGCUCGGAUGCCGCGGCGCGAGCGCGCCCCCUUCUUCUUCUCUUCUUCCUUUCCCGGGUAACUUGGCUUUUCUCGCCUUCCAGCUCCGGUGCACGUCUUCCCCGGGCCCAGCGUUCUCUCUCCUCCUCUAUCUCUACACGGAUUUAUAGCGGAACACACGGACAGUAAUGUCGGACUACAGCUCGGUGCCGCCUUCCGGGGCCGGAGCAGCAGCACUGGGAGCCGCCGGGAUAAAGAAGGACGCGUUCGCGGAUGCGGUGCAGCGCGCGCGGCAGGUGAGAGAGAGAGCGCGCGAGCGGCCUGAAAAAAACACAAUUGCAGCUAAGAUCGGUGGAGAUGUUGCAGGCGGCCCUGUGAGCAAUAACGGUGGUGCCGAGGGGUAUCCUUUCUCAGCACAGAAACGAUCGCUGGAGGACGGAGGUAUAUUCACACAUAAUGAUCAGCCGGACAGUAAGAGGAUGGCUCCUCAGAGCGACCGGGACAACGCUACAGCUCUCUCUAUCAGUGCUCAGCUGGCUGCUCUCUCUCAGCAGAGUGGACGUCCUUCUGCUAUAACCGAGGAGUACAGAGUUCCUGACGGCAUGGUGGGCCUCAUCAUUGGUCGAGGAGGAGAGCAGAUCAAUAAGAUCCAGCAGGAGUCGGGGUGUAAGGUUCAGAUCGCGCCAGACAGCGGAGGUUUACCCGACAGAAGUGUCUCUCUCACCGGGUCUCAUGACUCCAUUCAGAAGGCCAAGAUGCUGUUAGAUGACAUCGUGUCACGGGGUCGGGGAACACCGCCCACCUCCUUCCACGAGGCCAACGGGAGUGGCCACAUGCAGGAGAUGAUCAUCCCGGCGGGAAAAGCCGGACUCGUCAUCGGCAAAGGAGGAGAAACCAUCAAACAGCUCCAGGAACGUGCUGGUGUGAAGAUGAUCUUGAUACAGGAUCCGUCUCAGGGACCGAACAUGGACAAACCCCUUCGCAUCAUUGGAGAUCCCUACAAAGUGCAGCAAGCGAGGGAGAUGGUGCAGGAGAUUCUGCGUGAGAGGGAUCAGUUUGGAGGAGACCGGAACGAAUAUGGCUCCCGCAUGGGAGGCGGUGGCGGAGGAGGUGGCGGCGGCGGAGGAGGUGGUGGAAUAGAGGUGCCUGUACCUCGUCACUCCGUGGGCGUGGUUAUUGGCCGAAGCGGUGAGAUGAUCAAAAAGAUUCAGAACGAUGCAGGAGUCAGGAUACAGUUCAAACCAGAUGACGGGAGUGGACCCGAUAAGAUCGCUCACAUCAUGGGGCCUCCUGACCGCUGUGAGCACGCAGCCGGCAUCAUCAACGAGCUCCUACAGAGUAUCCGGGUGCGAGAGGAGGGAGGAGGGGGACCCCCUGGUCCUCCUGGGACAGGUAUGCCUCCAGGUGGGCGUGGCAGGGGGCGUGGUCCAGGUAACUGGGGUCCCCCUGGAGGUGAGAUGACCUUCUCUAUCCCCGCCCACAAGUGCGGCCUGGUGAUUGGCCGAGGAGGCGAGAACGUGAAGUCGAUCAACCAGCAGACAGGCGCGUUCGUGGAGAUCUCGCGCCAGCCGCCGCCCAACGGAGACCCCAACUUCAAACUGUUCACCAUCCGGGGGAAUCCGCAGCAGAUCGACCACGCCAAGCAGCUCAUUGAGGACAAGAUAGAGGGUCCUCUGUGUCCUGUAGGUCCCGGUCCCGGUGGUCCCGGUCCAGCCGGCCCAAUGGGUCCAUACAACCCAAAUCCGUAUCAGCCCGGACCUCCAGGAGCCCCACCACAUGGAGGUCCUCCAGGUGCCCAUCAGUACCCCCCUCAGGGUUGGGGAAACGCCUACCAGCAGUGGCAGCCGCCUGCACCUCAUGACCCCAGUAAAGCUGCAGCGGAUCACAGUGCUGCCUGGGCAGCGUAUUAUGCGCAGUACUACCAGCAGCCUGGUGGAGGCGCUAUGCCCGGCCAGUCACCCAGCGCACAGCCCGCUGCUCCUGCCCCCACCGACCAGAACCAAGUGGCUCAGAACACAGGGCAGCCCGACUACACCAAGGCCUGGGAGGAGUACUACAAGAAAAUGGGUGAGACUCAGGCAGGAGGUGGCGCUGCUCCAGCAGCAGGUGGCGCUCCAGCAGCGACAGGAGCAGCAGGACAGACUGACUACAGCGCCGCCUGGGCCGAGUACUACAGACAGCAAGCAGCUUAUUACGGCCAAAACCCACAGAACCCUGGACAGCCUGCAGCCACGCAGCAGGGCCAACAGGCGCAGUAAACUUGGCCACACCCACUUCCUCACCAAGACUCCUGCCCCUUUUUGCUUUUUGGUCCCUCCUUCCUUUUUGGCCCCUCCUCUCCUCGUCACUUGUUGAUGAUCGCUAAUCCUCCCGCAGCUGACGAACGGACACGAACAAACACAACCUUGUAAAUGAUCCGUCUCUCCCCCCCCCCCCAUCUCUCUCUCUCUCUCUUUCUCUCUUCUUUUCUUGUAAUUUUUCUCCAAACUGAAAUGGACUAAAACCAAGCGUAGCUGACUUUUAUUUUAUUUGUCCUCCUCCCCUUCACCGCUUGUCCUCCUCAUCCUCUUAAAUGUGAUUAAUUAAAAUCCGUUGCCGCGGAAAUGAAAGGGAAUGCUUUUGAAUCAUUGCCAGCUAACCCGCCUCCCUUAAACGGACUCGCACUUCGUCUUUUUUUUUUUUGUUUGUUUCCCCCCCCUCCUCCAUUAAGGUGUUUAUACUGCAUCUAAAACUGUGUACAAAUCGUUCUCUUGUUUUGUUUUGUUUUUAGACUUUUUAAUUUUGUUUUAAAAAUGGAAAUCGGUUGAGUUUGGAACAUUCCCAGUGUGUAUGGUCCUCCUCCCCCCCAUUUGGAGCUAUUUUUAAGUGUUUCAGUGCUGCCCAGGUGUGUGCGUGUGUGUGUUUGCAUGGUGUGUGUGUGUUUGGUGUGAAUGGUCAUGUCUGACACACAUCUAUAUCUCCCCUCCUCCCAUUUUCCUCCCAGGUUCAUGAAGCUCUGAUGUUAUUGUUGUUAUUAUAUAGAGGUAUAUAUUGAACGCUUGGGUGGGGUUUUUUUUUUUGUUUUUUUUUUUUUUUUUUACUUUUUACCGCUUGUUUUUAAAACCUUCACAAUAAAAAAAAAAGAAAAGAAAAACGAAAUGCAGACCGUUUUUUUUCGUCUUGUUCACUUUGCUACCGAGUCAGCAGGGUGUACAAAAAUAUUUUGUUUAUAACGUGGAAUCGAUUCUCAUAAAUGUGAUCCGGUGUUUCACUCGAGAUUGUGUAAUCGAGGUUUUUUUUUUUUUUUUUUUUUUUUUUUUUUCUUUCUGUAACACGUUUCAAUAAAAAUCCAAAAGUCAUGAGUGAUGGAGUGCAGUUUUUGUCCAGCAGGAGGAGACGUGGCGCUGCUGAGCAGAUUAAAAGAAGAAAAAGAAAGGAAAAAAAAAAGUGGGUCACCAAUGUGCAGCCAAUCAGGACACGGAGAGGUGUGCACGUGUGUUAAACCAUAUUUAUACCUGUUUAUUUCGCCAAGAUGCUUCUUUUUUUUUUUUUGUUUAUUUUUGUCACUUAUUGUAAAGUAUGUAGAUUAUAGACACUUCUGUAUAGCAAAAACUAAUUGCUAAUUAGGUUCGGAGUUAACUCGGUGCCUGUGGUUUUACUUUGCUACUUCGUUUCAUCUAGAGGGGGGAAAAACAGGGUUAUAGUAGAUUUAAUAAAUAAAUUUCUCAUGAAAUUGUACGAAAUAUAAAUCCACCACUCAUCUUCCAGUUUCAGUUGAAAUAGCAGAGGGACCGCACACAAUGAAGAACUAAAGCGUAAAGAAUUCAGUGUUGUAUUGCAGUAGUGAACUCCAUUGUAAUGUUAUUUCAGGAGAUUUUCACAGCAAGGCCAGUUUUCUCUUUGAAAGAGUCUACUUGGAUUAUCAUGCUGUUAUAUUAUUAUAGUGCUGGGAUAAAAUGGUCUUAAAAUCACUAUCACAUCGCAAUUAUUUCUGGGGACAAUAUCUAGUCUGACAAAAUGACUAAAGUCCAUUGUUGUAAUAAAUAUAGAUUUACAGAGUGUCAUUGUUUGCUUGAGGUCCUACCUCACGACAGCCAAACCAUCCGGAUGGUUCCAAGACUCCUCGGCGUGUUUGCGCGCUGAUGUUUCGUUUCAUUGUUUGUUUUUGAUGCAAGUCACAAAAUGGCCUGCACUUGAUGGUCGCGCCAGAUGACAUUUUUGUUAAAAAAAAAAAAAUUCCUCACUGCACUAUGAAAUAACUAUAAACAUUAAUGCCUUGCAGUUUUGAUCACACACUUGUGUAAAGUGUGUGUGUGGGGGUUUUUUUUGUUCGUUCGUCUUUAAUAUUGUACUUUGUGUAUCCUUUUAACCCUCUUUCUUUGUUGGUUUAUUUCCUCCACAAAACACACCACUCACUCAAUUUUCUAACUGAAGCUUGUUUUUAAAUUCCGGUUGUUUCUCGAUCUUUAAUUUCCAAGUUGUGUGCUGUAUUAAUCAAAUAAAUAAAUAAACACGCUUUCAA
Ictalurus furcatus (blue catfish) is the source of this 4585-nucleotide messenger RNA. It is a transcript of the gene khsrp, whose product is annotated as KH-type splicing regulatory protein. The record is from RefSeq and is a predicted model, not a curated record. Gene Ontology annotation, cellular component: cytoplasm; nucleus. Gene Ontology annotation, molecular function: mRNA binding. Gene Ontology annotation, biological process: regulation of DNA-templated transcription. Bases 273 to 2342 code for a protein of 689 amino acids. The transcript has 18 exons. Lineage: Eukaryota; Metazoa; Chordata; Actinopteri; Siluriformes; Ictaluridae.